GUCAGUGCCUCGGCUCGCAUCGGGAAGCUCCGCGCAGGUCGGUGAGGUGCGGGUUGUUACGGGGAGGACGCGCCGCGGUGCGGGUUCCUUGCGGACGUUUGGGUUUUCCGGGCGCAGUAAUGCGGUGUCACCCGCGGUUCCCAGGCGGGGAGCCCAGCCCUGCCCCGGGCGCGAGUGACCCUCCGUGAUUUGGGGCGUAAAAGCACGGACUCCUUCCCGCAGCGAUCGGCAACCCCAGCGAGAUGCUGAGCGCUAUGCCCGCAGCCCGGGGCCGCGGUAACCUUGCGGGCAGCCCCAGGAGCCCCGCGAGAGGCUCACUGCAUUGUCUGCACCCGCGCUGUGCUGCGCAGGGCUCGGGCACGGCUGCAGCUUUGUGUCGGGAGGGCCGGGCGUGCGGUGCUCGUGGGUUUGGGCUCGGCGGCGCUGCGCAGGGCUCUGCAGGAGACGUUGGUCGGGUUCGGGGCUGGUUCCCGGAUUGCCUUUGUGUUUGCUUGUGAUGAUCCCCAAAGCAAAACGUGCUCUGCGCCAAGAAAACUCUCAUACCUAUAGCUGGCUGCAUUUGGGGUUUCUUGCUAAGGUACUUCUGAGGGCUCUGCGGGUGUAUUCUUUCCAGUCUCGAUGCGCGCAGCCGUGCUUCACCCCAACAGGCUUUAAACCCCUCGUGGGUUGUUGUCCUUUCCUUGAUGCAGGUAAAGGGCUGGGGGGGACCUGGAGCUAGCAUCACAAGGUGGCCAAGCCCUGGAGGAGCGCUCACUGUGUGGAGAUACGGCAGGCACCAUAUUUGUGUGCUGGGUGGUUUUGCUGGGGCCGGGCACCUCGCCAAGGAAGCCACCGAGGUGCUGUGUUUGGAGAGGUCGCUGCCUAAAAUCCAACACGGUACAGUUAUUAUGGUCAGAACCCCCCAGAGCACAGGGUACAGCUCCUCAGAGCAUGCAUCCUGCAGGGGUUUGGCCCUGCAACCGCCUCCCAAAAAACGCUCCUGAAGGAGGCUGCGGCUCUGUGGGGUUCUGGAAAUGGCUUCUCGCAGCACCCACUCUAUCCCUACCCCUUCCCCUGCUCCAGCUGCAUUAAUCUACAUAAUCAAGAUAAGGUAUGUUAAAGGUGCCUUCCCCUUCUGUUGGGCUCUGCUGCCCUUAGGUGCGCCUGCUCACAGGGAUCAGAGGUUGGUCCUUGCUAUGCGGUGUGAUUGGAGCUGUGAUCUGCAGCCUUGGAUGCAAUCAGGUGCAGAGCGCGUUCACGGCAUCUGGGAUGGGAGCAGGAAAAGGAGGGGUGUUCCAUGCUUGACAGCCUUGAUUUAUGGUCUGAGCUUGUAGGACACUGCCGUCAUCCCGAAACAGCCACAGCAAAGCAAAUCUGCUGGGGAGCGUGGUGAUAAAGAAAAGGAGCAUGCAGGUGCUGGCUCCUGGGAGGGAGGACAGCAGGAAGGCUGAGCUGGGACAUGUAGGUGGUUCUGCCUUUUGCUAUGGGUUCCAUGGCGGGGUUAAGGAGGUCUGCAGGACCCCCAGGGCUGAGGGGUUCCUGCUCUCACCCCACUCUUCUCCACGCUGCUCUGCAGAGGGGCUCCACAGCCCUGCGAUGCCGUCAUCCCAGGGGGAGCACUUGUGAGUUCUCCUCUGCAUCUUGAUGCCCUCUGGGUUUUAAAACCUGUUUUUCAAGCUUUCAAUUUCUCCUCUGCAGGUACACCUGUCCUGCCUGGUGCAGGGUGGGAAAGGAGGCACCUGAUGCGAUUACAUGCAGGCGUGGGGAAGGGAGGCGAGUGGGCUGGGAUCACUCAUCAGAUAAGGGGCUAAAUGACUGCUCGCAAUUUUCUCAAGCUUGCUUGCUUGCAGAAACCUGCGCAUGCGUUGCAAGCGAGCUUAGAGCACAGCAAGGGAGUGCAAAGACUGCAAAAAUGGUGUCAGAGGCUGUCCUUAAAGUCAGGCAGAGCUCACGGUGCCGUGGUAGGAUGUGUGCUGUGCCUGGCUGCGAGCUGCUGGCUUUGCCUUCUCUUCUGAUCGAGGUGGGACAGAAUGUGGCACGUGGCUGUGUCACAUCCCUUGGGAAUGAUGCUCAGUGCCCUGCUGAGGGACAUGUGGCACUUAGGGAUGUGGCUCGGUGGGCACGGUGGUGAUGGCUCAAUGGCUGAAUUUGAUGAUCUCAGAUUAUUUUUUCUAACCUUAAUGAUUUUAUGGUUCUAUGAAUUAUGCUCUUGUAGCAAGUGAGCACCUCGGUGACUCCAUCUCCUCUUUAUCAAUGAAGUCAUGGAAAAGCAAACAAGCUCUUAUCUCUUCCAAGAACUGAUUGUAGGCUUCCUACCCUAACCCUUGGGUCGGUGCCAUCCGUGAGGCUCCUUUUGUUCUCAAACCUCUCUGCUUUGAGCAGGAAGAGGAGAAGCCCCUACUGUAGGGUAAAGCAGAGCUGUACCGGGGCCUUGCCACUAUUGAUUUUGCUGUUUUGAUAUUGCUAUUCGAUUCAUCCUCUGAGAGCCUUCUAGACCCUACAAGACCAGGGAACCUGGGCAGGUGUGCAGCAGGUGGUCCUUUGCUUUGCAUACAGCUUCUGUGUGUUAGAGUGCUGCUCAGGACCUCCUGUUUUCCAAAGUAAUGUGUGGUGCCUGGAGAGGUAUCUGAUGCUCCUGAAGAUAGGUGCAACUGGGACUGGGGGAGAUUCCAGACUGCACUGUACAAAGGUGAAAUAAGCAAUGCCCUUUGCGCUGGGGUUGGAAACCCUUCCUUAAUUCCAUCUUUUCUCCCCAUUCUUCUUACGUGUAUUUCCUUGUUUGCUGUGCAUGGAAAGUCCAACCCAACGCCUGUGCAUGACUCGUCUGCCUUUGUUGCACCUUAUUCUUUUUUAAUCAAACCUUCAGGUUUCUUGGGGCAAAGCCCUUGUGUUCAGGCUUUCCUCUGGACAGUCUUGGGAUGCACUCUUGCAAUUGGCAGAGGGCUGAGUUCUGGGGAGCCUCGUUUCUGAGCCUGCUGACAACUGGGAAUGGUUCUUUUGGUGACCAGGACAAGGCGACCUGACCUGGUGUUGGAAUUGGCCCUGCGUUGGGAGAGUGGUUGGCCGGCAUGUAGGUAUCAUGGGAAAUUAGUCUGCAGGUCCUGGAAACCCUUUCUUCAGGAGACAAAAACGGCACCCAGCAGGUUCAGCACCAUGAGUAGGCAGCCUGGGCGCUAGCAGUGUGAGGAGCCCAGCACGGUGCUGCUCCACUCACACCUUGCCUCACUGCUCGUCCCUGUGGAGAGACGGGUGCUGGCAGCCCACCCUGCCCUUCCGCCCCGCUCGCCCUAGAGCGGACGGGCCCGUUAUGGCCGGAGACAGACUCCCACGCAAAGUGAUGGAUCCGAAGAAGCUGGCCAGCCUCCUGCGGAAUGGAGCGGAGGGCACCCUGGUCAUCGAUAGCCGCUCCUUCGUGGAGUACAACUCCUGGCACGUCCUCAGCUCUGUCAACAUCUGCUGCUCUAAGCUGGUCAAGAGGCGGCUCCAGCAGGACAAGGUCUCCAUCACAGAGCUCAUCCAGCCCACCUCCAAGAUGAAGGUGGAGGCAGAGGAGCACCAGGAUGUGGUGGUCUAUGACCAGAGCACACGGGAUGUGACCGGCUUGGCUGCUGACAGCUUCCUCUCCAUCCUCCUGGGCAAGCUGGACAGCUGUUUCCACAGUGUCUCCAUCCUCACAGGAGGCUUUGCCACCUUCUCAUCCUGUUUCCCGGGGCUCUGUGAGGGGAAGCCAGCUGCCAUCCUGCCGAUGAGCAUCUCCCAGCCCUGCUUGCCUGUGGCCAACGUUGGCCCCACACGCAUCCUGCCGCAUCUCUACCUGGGCUCCCAGAAGGAUGUCCUGAACAAGGACUUGAUGACGCAGAAUGGGAUAAGCUACGUCCUCAACGCCAGCAACUCCUGUCCCAAGCCAGACUUCAUCUGUGAUAGUCACUUCAUGCGCAUUCCUGUCAAUGACAACUACUGUGAGAAGCUGCUUCCCUGGUUGGAUAAAUCCAUUGAAUUUAUUGACAAGGCCAAGGUGUCCAGCUGCCAAGUGAUCGUGCACUGCUUGGCGGGGAUAUCCCGGUCAGCCACCAUCGCCAUCGCCUACAUCAUGAAGACCAUGGGUAUGUCAUCCGACGAUGCUUACAGGUUUGUUAAGGACCGCCGCCCAUCGAUCUCACCCAACUUCAACUUCCUGGGCCAGCUCUUGGAGUAUGAGAGGAGCCUAAAGCUCCUUAAGGCCCUGAAAGCCCAGGGCGACCGGGGUGAGGGAGAAGCUCCUCAGGACCCAACUGAGGCGUCCGAGGCUGGCAGGCAGCCCACACCGUCUACCUCAGAGAAGGUUGAGGACGUACCGAGAAGCACAACCUCUGCACCCCCACCCAGUGACCCUGAAAGGCAAGGUGGGCCACCCAAAGUCUUGUCACCCACGGCACUGCAGCAGGGACUCAAUGGCUUGCACCUUUCCUCGGAGCGCAUCCAGGACACCAACCGCUUGAAACGCUCCUUCUCCCUGGACAUCAAAUCCGCCUACUCCCCUGGCCUGCGGCAGGACCCCCCAGGCCUACCCAGCACUGGGGAGGCCCCCAAGCUCUGCAAGUUGGACAGCCCCUCAGCGCCCAGCGGCCAGUUUUCCCCAGUGCCCGACAGCCCCGACCGGCCCAGUGGUCCCGAGCUCCUGCUGGAGGCCAAGGUGAGGCAGCGACGCAAGCAUCGGCACCAAGCUGGCUCACCGGCCCACGGCCUCAGCCUCAACAUCGGCUCUGCCCGUAAGAGCCCCGGGGCGGAGGACAGCCUCCAGCCAAGGCUCAGCCUGCCUGGCCCACCACAGGCCUCCAAUGGCUCCUGGGGGAGCGUCCACCUCGAGUCCCCCAGCACCCCAUCCUCUGAAGGAGGAUGGUACUUUGGCACGGACUCAGCCAGUAGCGGUGGCGGUGGCACCGGCGGUGGGACGCUGUUCAGCGGCACCAGCCCAUACCCCCCAUUUGGUUGCAAUGGGAUGCCAGGGGGCUGCGAGAUCAGACUGAGGGACAAGCAGCGGGCCGAGGCACGGGAUGGGAGGCACAGCUGGCACGAGGAGGCUGGCGCCGAGAAGCAGUUCAAGAGGAGGAGCUGCCAGAUGGAGUUCGAGGAGACCAUGUCUGAGGGCAGGUCCCGGGAGGAGCUGGGCAAAAUAGGCAAACAGUCGAGCUUUUCGGGCAGCAUGGAGAUCAUCGAGGUGUCCUGACACCCAUCGUGGGUGGUUAGAGAGAAAAGGGUGGGGGGAUAUUUAAGAUGGGGAGAGAUGCAGGGAGGGCGGGUGGGGAGUAUUUAUACCCGCGUGCGCAUUUUCGGGAGCACGCACAUCGAAAUGAAAGCAAAGAGGAAUGAAUCCAGAGUCAGGAAACAUCACGGUGAAUGCUUAGUGUCCCUCCCUGUGCCCACCCUGGUUCUCCCACCCUAGCAGCCUCCAGCUCUCGGUGACAUCACCCUGGGCUUUUGCACAUGGAGCAGUGAUGGGAGAGCAGCCCUCAGAGCCCCGUACUCGAAUCUGGGGUGUAAAAUUUGAAAGGGAAGGGGCAGGAAUUACCAUUUGGGGUUGAGAGGGUGAGCAGAGCCUGCUCCUGGCUGGAGCGGGACGUGGUCCCAUGAGGACAGAGCACAGCAUCACUCUGUCAAGGUGGGGAAGAGGCAACCCAGCUACCCCUCCCCACGCCCCAGCGCACUAAGCAUGUGCCCCCGUGUUUCUCUGGCUGAGUAUCCUAAAGAUGCUGCACUAGAGCAGCCCUAUACAUAUAUAAAUAUAUAUUAUAUAUAAUAUAAAGAAAACACACACACACACACAAAGGAAAAAAAGGUAAAUGGUUUUACUGCGAUUUUUAUUGAGACGUAAAUAAUAUUUCGAUUUCUUUUUUGUUUUGUUUUUAAUUUAUUGAAGCUGUUUCAUUCUGGCAAUGAUUUGCAGACAAUGUGGGGCGGUACUUUCAGCUCUAUUUUUACUGUGUAUGGUAUUUAAAUCUGAAAUACGAGUUUCUAAGCAAUAUCUGAGGCCUGUGGCUCCUUCUAUAGAUCAUGUCGACGACAAAGAUUUUCCCCCAUUCCCUCUGAGCACAGCAAAAAGGGGACAGAAAACUCUUUGGAGCACUUUUUCUAGAAACAAACAAGUGAACAAGGAAGUCAUAAAAUCUUAAAACACAAACUGAGCCAGAAAACUCCCUUUCUGGAAGCUGCUGCCACUUCUUCGCUCCCUUGGUCCCUGUUUUCUUCCCCUACCCCAUCUCAGCCAUCAUUCCCAUCCUGGUCAUCAUCCCCUUCCCUCCCCUGUGCUGCCCUUUCUGGCUGGAGACAGAGAGGAGCGAGUCACUGAGAUGGAGGGAAGGGCACUGGGCAUCCCCAGGAAUACGCAUGGAAGGAGAAGGCAUCCAAUGCCACUGCAGCAUUGGGAGGGGAGGUUGGUGGUGGUUGGGAUUUCAUCUAAGGGGUGCCUUGCCUGUCCUCCCCAGCCCCAAAACUCCUGGGCUGAGUUUUUCUAGGGAAACGUGUUUGCAGGUCCCUCCUUGCUUCCCGGCUGCCCUCACCAGUGGGGAGCCAAGACCUUGCAAGCCAAUGCCCAACUCCAGGCUCGCUGAAAAGCUGCUUUCUGGAGCUGUAGGCACUGAGCUGCCUCUGCUGCAAAGCACAUCUCUCCCUGUGGCUGUCUUUGCUUUCUCCCUCAUCUUGCGCUAGCUUGCAAAGCUGAUACCUCAGGGGUCUCCGUUCGUGCGUGUCUGUGUCCUGUGUCAUCCUUUGAGCGUUCUUCGUUUCUGGAUCCACUCUUUUUUUUUUUUCUCCCUUACCUUUGUACCUCCUUUUGUUGUUCUUUUCUAUCUCUAAAUCAACUUACACAUGACAAAAAUAAACGAUCUCAGGUUAAACAGUGAACACAGCCCAGAGGCAUGAGGAGCUGUGAUAGAGCAAGGAGGAGCAGCUUGCCGCUCCCUGACCUCCUCUGCCUCCAUCUGGGUGCCUGAAGCUGAGACAAGCCUGCCUAGAGGCUCAUUUCUGUCUUCAACAUGGCUUUAUUCUUGCUGUUUUACAAUGAGGCCAUGCUGGGGAGGUCCCACAUGCUCUCACUUGGUGCCCCAAGGUCCCCUGGGAGCGCACCACCAUCCAUUACUGCCUUCAUCAAGCUGCUCAAGCCAGCUCAGUCAUGCUGACCUGAACCUUGGAGUAGGUAGAAAGAGCGUUCCAUCUCCUGGCCUUGCAGCUGCAAGCCAACCCUACGGUCUGAGAAGAUGGUGAUGCUAGUAAAGCUGUGCCAGGGCUUUUCAGCCUUUGCCUCCUCAGCUUUCAGCCACUUACACCCCUUUAGUUACUGCCUGCUCCACCAACCUCAUUUAAUGACAACCUCAUUUACAAUCUACUCUUUCUGCCUGUCAUUUUUGUUGUGCAUUCAUUGAAACUUGAGAAAUGUCCCCCUCCCGGCCACAAAAGGAAGAUGAAAUCAUUCUCUACCCAUCACCUCCAUCUCAGAAGCUAAGCAGCUCUUCGGGAGUUGCAUUCACUGUAGAGUCUCCCUGCUGGGCAUUAAUUUACAGAAAGAGGAUGACAGGUUGGCAUGGCGAGGCAGUAGCAAGCGUUCACAUAACUCAUCCCAUUAGCUGGCAUGGUGUGUUACAAACGUACAUAAAAAGCAGCUGGAGUAUGCCAGGAAGGAAAGGGUGAGUGUUGUGGAUAAGACUCUGAAUGUCUGCAGAGGCGGAUGCGUGGUUUGCAUUUUGUCAUCUCUCUACCAUGCCCUGGAAUGCUCCUCAGCCGUGCGCGAGGCUUUAGGCACUAUGGGUUCCUCUCUUCUCUGAAACCAGAGCAAAAAGAAACCUUUUAAGAUUCGUAGAUAGAUCAUAGCUGCCAAGAGACACUCAUCACCCACCUCUGCAGUCUUCUUCCAAAGUCCUUCAUGUUCAUCCUUCCCCUUUACGUUGGGUGUGUGCACUAGAAGCCCUCUUGUGCAAUGUUUUAAGGCGACAUCCAGAAAAUACCUUGUGUUGCAGCAGCCCUGCCUGAGCUGGGGCUAACCGCCAGUGCUAAACCUGAGCCAGGAGGGUCACCAGGAGGCUUGCAAUUAACGUCAGUGAUUUUUCCAAUCUGCCUGAUGGACAACUUUGUCCACGAAUCAAAGAGUUGUCGUGAGGGUGGAUGUGUUGGCUAGCAGUCCACCCCAUCAUCUUCUGACCAAGCCGUUUUAUGGGCUCUUGCAACCAGACUACUCAAUCCAAGUUUCACUGGGACCCAAAUGGUGUCCACCCUCAUCUGAUGAGCGUCGAUUUCCUUGUAGUGGCAGAAGUGAGCAGAGGAGAGGAAGGGUCUCUCCUUCUGAGGGAGGAACCAUCAAAGCUAGUUAGGCACUGCAGCUGCCACAUGCCCUGUGGUCCAGGACACCCCACCACGUCCACACCAGCGUCGUCCCUGAUGCAGUGGUGGUGGUGUUGGGGCUUUUGACCAUAUGAAGGAUGGACCAAACCACAGCUUUCCUUCUGGCUAGAAGGAACAUCACUCCAGCCCCCUGACUGCCUCCAGGCACGAACCCCUCAGCUGGAUCCUUCCCAUCCACAUUUUGGGGGCUGAGCAAACCUGGAGGGAGGGCAGUAAUCAGGUUGGCAACACCGAGCCAGAGGCUUGGGUCGGAGCAGGCUCGUCCCCAGCCUCUGUGGCAGCGUCCCCAGCCACUGCUGCCUUCCCAACCCUUCUCUUUGUUUCUUUGGACGUUUGUCCCUGUUUCGUCUGCCCCUUAGGAGACUGUGCCCCACAGAACCCCCUCCCGCUGUCCCGUUCCCCCUACCAUUCUUAAUACUAAUGAUAAUAAGCUAUCAGUGUUGUCAUUGCAAUCUAUGAACGAUAGAUUUAAGUAUUUAUGAUUAUUAUUAUGAUUAUUAUGGUUAUGAUUAUGUACUUUUUUGCUUCUUACUCUUUGUAUGUUGCUCCUUGUUUCUCUGUUGUGAAUAAACACAAGGCCCCAUCACACCUUCUCUCUGCUCCCAUGCCAGAGGAGGCAAACACAGCCCCAACAGACCCUAGUCUGAAGGUUUGGAGGGUGGUGCUUUCCAAGGACAUAAAGAAACCAAACCUGGGGCAGAUCCGUUCUCUUAACUCUUCCCUUCCUUCCUGCAGCUCCUCUCCCCCAUACUGCCAUCUGUUUGCAAGAGGCAGGAACCCACCAGCACCAGGAAUGGAGAAUUAAAUGGCAAAGCAUGAAGCAUAAAGUGUUAGCCACAAUGAGUGUUGGUUGGGCAUCCUGCUCACAGAGGCAGCUCCCUCCAGGUCGUGGCCCCCUGACCUUCUGCUAGCUGCACCUUGAGGCUGCAGCACCACCCAGAUGGGCUUGGGUUCUACUGCUGCCUCUGGUUUACCAGUCCCCCGCUCACCCCACUCAGCCGAGCCCACUCACUGGUGUUCCAUCCCAGAAAGGUGUCACGGGCUCUCCUGGUGUCAGUAUCCUCAUGGUGCCAGUGCCUCUGUCUGUCUGAGGCUGAUAAAGCACGAUGCCGUUAAGCAGGCAGAGCUCUGACCUUGUUUUAUGUACCCAUCACCUAGGCUGUUUACACAGCCCAGAGGUUUUCAGGUGGCUGUAAGGGGAAUAUUUUGCUAGGAGGAGACACUGGGGAAAGGGAAGAGGAGCCCCACCUGCACCAUGGUUUGAAAUACUCUCUGUACCGUGAGCCCCAUGAAGAGUCAUCUUGAUCCGGGGAUUUUAACAAGGCCCUUCCCCAUGCAGUCCUGACACAAUCUGCUCCGUCACUACUUUGCCUCCUCGUGGGUUGGGCUCGUUCCCAUCACCCCGUGCUGAACUCAUUCCCGAGGCUGCUCCAGGACCAGAGCUCAGGUCUCAGCCGCAGAGAGCCCCUGCAGAGCCCGGGGUCCCGCUCCGGCAUCACCCUUCCUACCUCACCUGUGCUUGGAUGGGGUGGGAGCGGGCAGGGCCCCUCGCACCGCAGCUCAGCUCCCGCCAGCAUCCCCACAGGACCCAGCCCUUCCUCUGAGAGCACAACACACGGAUGGGGUCUGCAUCCACUGCAGACACCGUGCAGGUCCUGAGCAGGGAAGAUGCUCCGGCUGCUGAUCCCACCGCAUUGCCCCGUUGCUGCGGGUGGGACUGAACACAGCUCGUUUCGCCCGCUCGGACUCAGAGAGACGUCCUGCCUCUGCCCCGUCUUUAUUUUAUUUAUUACCAGAGGCUGUAAGCAGCAGUGCUUCUCUACCCCCUCUUUCUUUUCCUUUCUUUUGUAUUUUGGAACGAUGUGUUGUAAUAAAUACCCAAAUAGGUGUUUUAA
Molecule: messenger RNA, 10244 nt
Organism: Gallus gallus (chicken)
Lineage: Eukaryota; Metazoa; Chordata; Aves; Galliformes; Phasianidae
Gene: DUSP8
Product: dual specificity phosphatase 8
Exons: 8
Coding region: 3287-5185 (632 amino acids)
Biological process (GO): protein dephosphorylation; negative regulation of MAPK cascade
Cellular component (GO): cytoplasm
Molecular function (GO): MAP kinase tyrosine/serine/threonine phosphatase activity; protein tyrosine/threonine phosphatase activity
Source: RefSeq, a predicted model, not a curated record